GCCGAGCUCGUCCCCGCGGAUGAGCCGCCGCCGCGGGGCGCGGGGCGCGGGCGGACGAUGGAACUCCACAUCCUCGAGCACCGGCUACAAGUUGCCAGCGUCGCCAAGGAGAGCCUGCCGCUGUUCACCUACGGCCUGGUCAAGCUGGCCUUCCUGUCCUCCAAGACCAGGUGCAAGUUCUUCAGUCUGACGGAGACUCCUGAGGACUACACCAUCAUCGUUGACGAGGAAGGCUUCUUGGAGCUACCCUCGUCGGAGCACCUGAGCGUGGCCGACGCCACCUGGCUGGCCCUCAACGUGGUGUCUGGCGGCGGCAGCUUCUCCAGCUCACAGCCCAUCGGUGUGACCAAGAUCGCCAAGUCAGUCAUUGCACCCCUGGCUGACCAGAACAUCUCCGUGUUCAUGCUGUCCACCUACCAAACGGACUUCAUCCUGGUACGCGAGCGAGACCUGCCCUUUGUCACGCACACCCUGUCCUCCGAGUUCACCAUCCUGCGUGUCGUCAACGGAGAGACGGUGGCAGCUGAGAACCUUGGCAUCACCAACGGCUUCGCGAAGCCCAAGAUGGUUCAGAGGCCUGUCAUCCACCCGCUGUCCAGCCCCAGCAACCGGUUCUGUGUCACCAGCCUGGAUCCCGACACGCUCCCUGCCGUGGCCACACUCCUCAUGGACGUCAUGUUCUACUCCAACGGAGUGAAGGAUCCCCUGGCGGCCGGCGAAGACUGCGGCCAUAUCCGCUUCUUCUCCUUCUCCCUCAUCGAGGGCUACAUCUCCCUGGUGAUGGACGCGCAGACCCAGCAGAGGUUCCCCAGUAACCUGCUGUUCACCAGCGCCUCCGGAGAGCUGUGGAAGAUGGUGCGCAUCGGAGGGCAGCCUCUAGGGUUCGAUGAGUGUGGGAUCGUGGCACAGAUCUCGGAGCCACUGGCUGCAGCAGACAUCCCUGCCUACUACAUCAGCACGUUCAAGUUCGACCACGCGCUGAUUCCGGAGGAAAACAUCAGCGGGGUGAUCAGUGCCCUGAAGGUCAGUCAUGCAGAAAAGCACUAGAAGGUUCUGAGCUCCCUGCCGCCGCCGCCGCCGGGGCCACCGGCCCCUCCUGGAAGGUUGUUCUCGCAGUGUUUAUCUAGAGACUGGAAGACGGGCCAGGGGACCCCCGGAAGGGGCCUCGGGGACACUCCUUGAUUGCCAAGGCCCCCCCAGCCCUCCCGCCCCCUCCCAGAGCCCCGCCCCUCCUCGUACCCCACCCCAGAAGAUGGCUUCAGGUUCCAGGGGCUGGGGAGAAGAUCGCCCUGACAUCGCGUGCGCACGGCGCAGGGCCGACACCAAAGGAAGUCAGUACCCCCCCCACAGAUGCUGGGGUCUUGUUCCUUGUGAUGUCUUGGGAGAACAGUUGGGGGAGGGGGCCGAGGGUAUGGAGGUCACUGGACUCCAGUUCCAUCAGCUCAGGGCUGGUUCCCACAGAGUGGAGGCCAGUCGGGCCCCCAGAGUGACAAGGGGGGGCCCAGUUCUCCCCUGCCCUGCCCCUGCCUGCCAGUCACAGGGCCUGUACCCCAACCCCAGCAUGACUGCCAAGGGGGACCUUGUCCACACCCCCUCCACAAGCACCAAGUCCCGGGGGACAGGCGCCCGGGAGAGCCACCAGCCUGGAGUGCCAGCUCCUGCCUAUUGCUUUCCCAGCACCCGCCAUGGGUGGGUGGAGCCUCAGUUUCCCCACAGUGGGGGUUUCCCCGGCUUCCCAGGCCUGGGGUGUCUUAGGUCACCCCCUACCUCCCCAGCCAUUGACUAGACCAGCCUGGGGCUUCCCUGUCAUCCUCUCUGCUUCACUUUUGGGGGACAAGUCACCCGCCGCUUCCCACACUGCGACCCAGGGUGCUGGCGGUCCCCAUACUUGGCUAGGAGCAGCGUGCUGAGUCUUGAUGGACGCUGGCGCCUGGCUUUGGUUUUUGUCUAGUGUGUUUGUGCCCAGCCGCUGUGAGCAGUGGUGGCCAUUUCGGGGAGCUCUGACAGGAGGUUCUGCAGGUCUUGCAAGUCCUCCAGGACACGGUGGCCCUCCCAGGCCCUCCCAGCCAGCAUGGACUUGUCUGGGGCUCAGUGGGGACCAGGAGACCCGAGAGCCGCAUGGAAAAGGCCCAGGAGCAGAGCCCCCCACUCCCUGGGUCUUCCUGCCUUUUCUCAGGCUGUGGCUGAACCCCAGGAGGUGACAGAUGGGGGGUGUCUCCUUGUGAGGGGCUGGUGUUGAUUAGAACCCCACUUUCCUGUCCACUCUUGAAGUCGAUUUAUUUUGCACAAAACUCUUGACCAACCAAAUCUUGAAAAUCAUUCGCUGGUUCCAAAGGGAGGUGGGCAGGGUGGCAGCCUGGGGUGCCCGGUCCGCUUUCUGCCCUCGGAGGGCCUCAACUUUCUGGGGUACACCUCUGCAUACCCUUUCUGUCUGCUUUUCUGGUCGGUCGUUCCUUCUCGCCCUGCAAGUGUAUUAGCCCUGAUCCCCCAGAAUUGCGUGAAAGCCCCUCCCCUGAUCCCCCAGAAUCGCGUGAACGCCCCUCCCCUGAUCCCCCAGAAUCGCGUGAACGCCCCUCCCCUGAUCCCCCAGAAUCGCGUGAACGCCCCUCCCCUCCCCAACAUCCUGGAGUUGUCUGUUGUACACAACUAUCAAUACCUGUGUUUUAUGUUGAUAGAGAUAUAUACUGUAAAUAGCAUAUAUACUUGAGCAAUAUAUACGUUAAUAUAUUCUGCGUGCGUGAGCGUGGACACGUGUGGCCCAGCACGUCGGCCACGCGCACACAGACACAUUUGAGCCACCGAGUUUUUGAAUUCAAGUAUAUAGGCAAUGCCUUCAGAGGGCAGGCCAUGGUGGCUCAGGCCUUGCCGGUGGGGAACGGAACCCACGCCCCACCCCACCCCCACCCCCGAGCCUGGGGCAGGAGUGGGCCUGUGCCCUUUUGGCAUGCCUGUUUGAUUUGGGGAAAUGCUGAGCCAGGGAAACAGGAGUUGGGACUUCUUGCUUUGAAACAGGCUGGUCCCCUCCCUAGCCAGGAUCACCCCGCCCCCCGCCCCCCAUCCUCGGAUGGCUAUGAAGCUGGGGAUGCCCGCCUUGUAUCCAAGCUCAGAGAUGUCUGGCUUUCCCUAGCCUGAUGUGCACCAGCCCUGUGUGAGCCAGGUGGUCCCUGCUGUGGGGGCCCACUACCCCCCCCCCAGCUUGUUGAAUGUGAGGGUGAGUCCGGGUCCCACGUGGAGACACGUGUUUCCAUGGCAUCUACGAGGCUCCCUGGGUGCUGGCUGUGGGGGUCUGAGUGAGUGAGUUGGGAAGUGUGAACACUGAGAUUUUGCCCUGGCGUGUGACAGCGCUCUUCUGUACCCUCAGCCUAGUUCUGGCCCAGCUAGAUGACAGGUAUUGCCAGCUUACACCCCCAAAGAUGCGUGUGGCCCUGAGCCCAUCGCCUCCCCUCCCCAAGACCCUGGGGCAGUGCGUCCAAACCACCAGCCCUUGCCCUUGCCAGAGGCAGGGCCCUGUGGGCAGGGAUGGCACUGGGCCUGGGCCUGGUGCCUUGGCCCCCACCAGGCAGCUGGACCAUACUGACCAGUCUGGUGUCCAGCAGACACUUGGUCUGAUGAGGCCCCUAGAAGACAUGGAGUCAGAAGGGAGGACUUGGGCAGGUGCCAGGGCGAAGCCCUACCCCCCACCAACCCUGUAUCACCAUGUGAUUGAAGUUCUUCAAACAGGGAAGCUGGACCUUGUGCCACCAGUCUGCCAUCCAUCCUGGGCCAGCUCUGAGCCUCUAGGUUAGAUGUAGGACAAAGGCCCCACUUUGGAGGUGCUCCCUGGAGAUACCCCACCCGCGGUGGCCAGGAUGGGCAGGUGAGCAGAGUCUGGGUGAGGGCCAUGGCUCUCCAGCAGGAACAAGGCAGAUCCUUGGAUUUCCUGCCACUGUUGGGUGCAGCCCAGAGGGGGCGGGUGGGGCCGAUAGUCUGUGAUGCCCCCACGGCCUGGGAGACUGCUCCACGCUUCCCAUUUCCUCCAUCUUCAAACUCAUCCCAGCCCUUUGCAGCCAGGCAUGCUUACCUGUCCCCGCUCUUUCCCGCAGACAGGUGAGGGAGCAGCCGCCACAACAAAGACUGCUCUCCAGGGAAGGCAACCCAGUUGGCCUCGGGCCAUGGCACUGGGGGAUGGCUGGCCUGCUGGUGGAAGUUUGUGGCUCUUGGUGUAACAGGAGGCAAUAGACACCAGGCCAGGCCCAGUGGGCCAGGGUGCUGUUCAAUGUGGAAUUCAGUUCUUGCAUGUGUGUGCCUGUAUGUGUGUGUGUGUGGACAUGUUCUAGGCAUGAGCCUGUGUGUGUGUGUGUGUGUGUGUGUGCAGAACCCAGCCAGGGACUGGUUCAUUCAGUAUUCAAAGUCCUUGGGAACACCCUCUAGGUUCUGGCUCCCAGGAGAAAGGGGUUGUCCCAGGUAAGAUGGCCUCACCCCAGUGGGUGCGGGCAGGACAGAGGUAUCUAGCAGCCAGCCAGGCCUGCCCAGAGUAGGGGCUCUUCAAAUAACCCCAAUUCUGAAGACAGUAUUCACAGAAAGAGGAGGUGCCCCUCAUCCAUGGGGGGCUCUUCUGGGAAUAGAGGUAAAAGGCAGGGCCAAUUCAGGGCCCCACAGGCCAUGCCCAGUGCAUUUCCUUAUCUGCUGCCUCAGUUUCCCUAUUAUGAGACUGAUCCAGGAAGGGUUGGGCAGGGUUGCCUUGGGAACCAUCGGGGACUGACAAGGAUAGAAUUCCUGGUCCCCCCUCUUGUUCUAUGCCAAAAUCAUUUCCGUUAUCCCGAGAUGGAAGGGUGGAUGGAUGGAUGGAUGGAUGGAUGGAUGGGGUUCAGGGGACAGCAGGGCGGACACGCCCACCCUCAGCCCCCCACCCUCCUGGUACACUCACCAGCACCAAGGCGCCUCCUUGGGCCUGGGCGAUGGGGAGACCGGGCCACAGCACCCCAGGGCCCUCAUGAUUUCUUUUCUUUGUCAAAGAAACACAAAACCCUUGAAAUUCAUGUACUGUAUGAUGGAGAGAAAAAAAAAAGUACUUAAUGUUCCCUAAAAAAGACAGUAUAUUUUGUACUUUGUAAAGUGUUCAUUAAAAUGAAGGGGAAAAAGUG
Molecule: messenger RNA, 5123 nt
Organism: Dipodomys spectabilis (banner-tailed kangaroo rat)
Lineage: Eukaryota; Metazoa; Chordata; Mammalia; Rodentia; Heteromyidae
Gene: Castor2
Product: cytosolic arginine sensor for mTORC1 subunit 2
Exons: 9
Coding region: 58-1047 (329 amino acids)
Biological process (GO): negative regulation of TORC1 signaling; cellular response to L-arginine
Cellular component (GO): cytosol
Source: RefSeq, a predicted model, not a curated record